AUGCCCAACUAUGAUUUUAAAACUGGCAUGAUUCAACUCCUUCCUGGUAUUGAGGAUUCUACCGUGUGUGUCUGGGGAGCAAUAGUCCCCUGGUUGGACUACUCAUUCCCUAGCCAGAUGAGUAUUGAGAAUUCUGCCAUGUGGCCUAAUAAAACAAUUCCUGUGUUGGAUUGUUUCCCCUGGGACAAUAAUUUGGGAAUUGUUCCAAGUACGAGGGAGAUACUGUCUAAAUUUCGGCCAUGGCACGGUUUUGAUGUUUUGCACCAUGCCAAGGCAAGCCAAGGGUGUGUGGGAGGUGCACUCGUAAAGCAAGACAAGGUCGGAAGACAUGUGUUUUGGGCUGGGAAUUGGCAGCCAAGACAUGGUAGGAGCGCAGCGCAGCACACAAGGAAGGUAGCGCAGCGUGCAAGGCAAGCUGCACAGUGCAAGGCAGCGCUCAAUGCGCAAGGCAGAUUGCACAGUGCACGAGGGCAGAUUGUGCUGGACGUGGGCAAAACGGUUUUUGAGCAGUCCAUGGGUGGUUGGACGUGGCUAAAGGUGCUUACUUGA
Messenger RNA from Prunus armeniaca (apricot), 549 nucleotides. The record is from the annotation of a GenBank genome assembly. NCBI's taxonomy places the organism in Eukaryota, Viridiplantae, Streptophyta, Magnoliopsida, Rosales, Rosaceae.